GUCAUCAGAGUAAUUGUAUUGUUUAUGAAUGUCAAAUAAAUAUGUACAAAAUGAAAUAAGUAUAAAAUUAUUGUUGUUGUAUUUGUAUUUAUAAAAAUAAUAAUUAUUAAUUCAUUUGAUUCAACAUUAAUUAUUUAUAAAAUAUUAUAAACAUGGUUGUAAAUUUUGAUAAACUCGGUGAUGACUUAGAAAAACAAGAAUUAGAAGCAUGGGUACAAAAUAAUGUACCGUCUGUACAAGUCUAUGCACAAUUAUUAGCAGUUUACUUGUAUCAAAAUGAUUUGUGUAAUGCUAAAUAUUUAUGGAAACGUAUCCCACAAAAUGUAAAGAAUACUCAUUCAGAACUGUUACAAAUAUGGAGUGUUGGACAGCAUAUGUGGAAACGUGAUUAUCAAUCAACUUAUUCUACAUUAUCAACAACUACAUGGCCUGAAUAUAUUAAAGAUAUUAUGAAAAGUUUAUUAGAUAAUGUACGUGAACGUGCUAUAAAUUUAAUUCAACAAUCAUAUUCAUCAUUAUCAAUAAAUGCUGUAUCAACAAUGACUGGUUUAACACAAGAUGAUAUUAAAAAUAAUAUUUUAAGUAAAUAUCAUUGGACAUUAGAUACAACUGAUUCUAAUAUUAUUAUAUUACCAACAAUACAACAACAACAAUCAUUAAUUAACAAUAAUAAUAAUCAAACAUUAACCACAUCUAGUGAAGAUCAACUUUAUAAAUUAACUGAAUUUGUAUCAUUCUUGGAAAAUUAA
This is a messenger RNA of Chrysoperla carnea, 749 nucleotides long. It is a transcript of the gene CSN8, whose product is annotated as COP9 signalosome complex subunit 8. The record is from RefSeq and is a predicted model, not a curated record. The transcript is spliced from 4 exons. NCBI's taxonomy places the organism in Eukaryota, Metazoa, Arthropoda, Insecta, Neuroptera, Chrysopidae. The coding region runs from base 153 to 749 and encodes 198 amino acids. Gene Ontology annotation, cellular component: COP9 signalosome. Gene Ontology annotation, biological process: protein deneddylation; COP9 signalosome assembly.